Molecule: messenger RNA, 1959 nt
Organism: Capsaspora owczarzaki ATCC 30864
Lineage: Eukaryota; Filasterea; Ministeriida; Capsasporidae
Product: transmembrane protein 49
Exons: 5
Coding region: 90-1835 (581 amino acids)
Source: RefSeq, a predicted model, not a curated record
CGUUGCUCAGAAGCCCAGCCGCAAUAACGCUCCACUCGUUCAAACCCAGCCAAGUGGCAGUCCCAGUUUCUUACUUUUCAACACAGCCAAUGUCGACGCGAUCUGCUGAAUCCCGCCGCGCUCCCGGCGCCGCGUCGUCGCAGGCUGCCCAUGGAGCUGCUGCUGCUGCUGCUAAUAAUACCACGAGCACUGCUGCUGCAGCGCACCAGUCCAGAGCGCUCUCGCCAAGCCGCACUCGCCGCAUUGCAGCUCCUUCUGCCACUGCUGCCGCCGCUGCCGCCGCUGCCGCCGCUUCGUCAUCGACUCCUGGAGCGAGCCUUCCUCCUCCGAAUGGCCGCUCGCGUUCAGCCUCGCGCUCGCCGUCCCGCUCGCCGUCGCGCCAGAGCCGCUCGACGAUCGCCCCAACGCCAGUUACUGCUGCUGCUGCUGAUGGAGCUCAAGCUGGCUCUGCUGCCCGCCGCCGCCGCACGGACACGCCAGCUGACGACUCGAGCCUGUCUACUGCCCUGAACGCAGACCCGGAGAAGCCUGCUGGACUGCGCGGCCGCUCGCUCAAGCUGAACGUCGACACAGCCAACCAAGCUGCGGCUCAGGCCAGCAGCAACCCGCUCUCGCCGGACGAGCUCCCGCACCCAGACCUGGAGGCGAUUCAUCUCAUCACGCUGUGGCGUUCCCCGCUGCGUGUCGUCAAGUACUUUGUCCACGAGUUGGUCGAGCACUUGCGUGAGCUUGGUGUUUCGCUCUCAAAGUACCCGUCCACAGUCGCGCUCACGCUGGUGACUGUUCUGGUGUUGCUGCUGAUCUUCCUGCAGCCGCACUACGUCGGUUUGGGCCAUCACGCCGAAACCUUGAACGAGUGGCUCGGUCUUGGUAUUUGGUACCUCUGGUGGGUUGGCCUGGGCGUCCUGAGCUCGGUCGGCUUGGGCUCGGGUCUGCACACGUUUGUGCUGUACCUUGCGCCGUUCAUCGUCAAGGUGUCUGUCCACGCCCAGAACUGCCAGUCGCUCGAGUUCUCCAACUUGGGCCACUACAACGACCAGUUCCCAAUCUGCGCAGUGGGCGGUGCCAGCAGCGCCAUCACCAUUCUCUCCAUUUUGAACAAGGUCCGCUUUGAGGCCCUGAUGUGGGGUCUCGGCACCGCCAUCGGCGAGCUGCCGCCGUACUUUGUUGCCCGCGCCUUCCGCCUCAGUACCGAUCGCGCCAAGGCGGCCAUUGUCGUCGGCGAAGACGCGGAUGCUUCUCUCCAAGCCGAGGCGAUCGAAGCCGAACAUCUCGCCGAAAUUGAGGCUCUCGACGAUCAGAGCGAUCAGUCUGCGCUUGCUCGUGGCAAGCGUGUCAUGCACAAUCUAGUUCAGCGACUUGGUUUCUGGGGCAUUGUCGCCGCUGCUUCGAUUCCCAACCCACUGUUCGACCUGGCUGGCAUCACGUGCGGACACUUCCUCGUCCCCUUUGGCACGUUCUUUGGCGCCACGGUUCUCGGCAAGGCUGUCAUCAAGGCCCAUUUGCAGACUUUGUUUGUCAUUUGCGUGUCCAACCGCGAGGUGGUGGGCUGGCUCGUCACCAAGGUCAAGGCCAUCUGGGAGCGGCCUGGGUCUUGGCUCGAGGAGAACUUGAACAAGUACUUUACUUCGCUGGUUGACCAAGCCCCAUCUGGCAAUGACGCGUCUCUCUUUGGCCAGUUGAAAGACCUUGUUCUGUUGGCUGUGCUGACCUACUUUGUGAUCUCGAUCAUCAACUCGCUCGCGCAAAGUCACAUCAAGCGCAAGGAGCGAGAGCGUCUCAAGCGUCUUGCACACAAGCGUCAUCGCCACCACAACCACCAUCACCACCUUUGAGUAAACAAGGCGGCUUUGAGUCUGUCAAAUUGUCGUUGUGCGAGUCGAUUGUCGCUGGCUACUGUUUUUUUAUCGUGUAAUUCGAAAAAGUAUAUCUGGAGAAAGUGAAGUAUUGUUCAUCCAA